ACCUCUAUAAAGACACUCUUAAAAGAAAAACCCUAGUUCCUACCCUCCCCUCAUUUUUCUCCUUCAAGCUCAGCCUCCGGCCUCUCUGACGAUCCCAAAAUGCCUUUCAAGAGAUACGUUGAGAUCGGGAGGGUCGCCCUCGUCAACUACGGCGAAGACUAUGGCAAACUCGUUGUCAUCGUCGAUGUCAUCGACCAGAACCGAGCUCUUGUGGAUGCCCCUGAUAUGGAAAGAUUCCAAAUGAAUUUCAAGAGGCUCUCUCUGACUGACAUUAAAAUUGACAUUAAGAGGGUUCCUAAGAAGAAGGAAUUGCUUGAUGCGAUGGAGAAAGCUGAUGUUAAGAAGAAGUGGGAGAAUAGUUCCUGGGGCAGAAAGUUAAUUGUUCAGAAGAGAAGGGCUUCUCUAACUGACUUUGAUAGGUUCAAACUUAUGUUGGCAAAGAUUAAGAGGGCUGGACUGGUAAGGCAAGAGCUCGCAAAACUGAAAAAGGAGAAUGCUUCUUAAGCAUAGUUUUUAUAUCUGUUUCCCAAUUUUGUUAUGAAUUUUCUGCUGUUGUACUUUAGGAUGGUGAGAUUGUUUCAAUCAAAUCAGAGUUUCAGAGCAGCUUGAGUUUUUAUAUAUUUCCGACAAGACUUAAUUGAUAGUCAGUUUUGUUGGUUGACCUUUUCUUAUCUGGAUGUUCAUGUUACUCAAUAUUUUAAUCUUAAUAUGGGUAUUCAUCUUUGGAUGGUUGCAUAUCGUUA
Juglans regia (Persian walnut) is the source of this 743-nucleotide messenger RNA. RefSeq names its product 60S ribosomal protein L14-1. The transcript is spliced from 5 exons. Bases 100 to 504 code for a protein of 134 amino acids. NCBI's taxonomy places the organism in Eukaryota, Viridiplantae, Streptophyta, Magnoliopsida, Fagales, Juglandaceae. Gene Ontology annotation, cellular component: cytosolic large ribosomal subunit; ribosome. Gene Ontology annotation, biological process: translation; ribosomal large subunit biogenesis. The record is from RefSeq and is a predicted model, not a curated record. Gene Ontology annotation, molecular function: RNA binding; structural constituent of ribosome.